Molecule: messenger RNA, 2518 nt
Organism: Topomyia yanbarensis
Lineage: Eukaryota; Metazoa; Arthropoda; Insecta; Diptera; Culicidae
Product: DEAD-box helicase Dbp80-like
Exons: 5
Coding region: 1107-1382 (91 amino acids)
Biological process (GO): poly(A)+ mRNA export from nucleus
Cellular component (GO): nucleus; cytoplasmic stress granule
Molecular function (GO): RNA helicase activity; RNA binding
Source: RefSeq, a predicted model, not a curated record
AAGAAAUUUCUGCACUCGGUUAGCGAACUGAGUACAUAUCACCAAGGAUAAGGAUUCAGAGCCGGCGGCUGGCAAGAAAGAGAAUGCGGAAAAACCUAGUCCACCGGCAGUAGGACCAAAGCUGCACCUGAUGUUUGGAGUUCGGUAGCUUCGGAAAUUCUAACUCUAGCAGCUCCUGAAGAAAAACAAGCUGCAAGAGAAAAUGGAGAAACAGCUUCCUCCGCGGAAGAUGCAGAGGCAUUCAACCCGGCGGAUGCAAGUUUGCUAAUGAAGGAUGUUCGCUAAGAUCUAGUAGAAUCAAAGCUGGAUCUGAAGGUGCAUCGGAAGGAUUCUUCUUCGUCGGUUGGUUGGUUAAAACUUUCGAAGCUUUGCACAUGAAGCCGGAAUUACUUCAGGGAGUCUAUGCGAUGGGUUUCAACGCCCCUUCCAAGAUUCAGGAGAUGGCUCUACCUACUCUGUUGGCCGGUCCGCCAGGGAAUAUAAUCGCCCAGUCAGUCGGGAACAGGAAAAACCGCUGCCUUCGUGCUGGCAACGCUCAGUUGAGUCCAUCAGUUAAAAAACUAUGUGCAGGUGAUUUGCCUUUCCCCCACGUAUGAGCUGGCAAUUCAGAAGGGGGAAGUAGCUGCCAAAAUGGCAAAGUUUUGUCCUGAAAUCAAACUUCCUUACGCCGUUCGCGGUGAGGAGACCGUCAAAGGGGCGAAGCUGACUAAUCAUAUCAUCAUCGGAACACUCGGCAAGCUAAUGGACUGGGGUAUAAAGUUCAGGACGUACGACCUAGUUUUCCCUUUUUGUACUGGACGAGGCGGGUGUUAUGGUCGGUGUUCUUCUUGGCCACGUACGAGCGCGAGGUGAUAGUUUGCCGAGUACAUCCUACCCAAUCCGAUCGUCAUUUGGCAGGCGCGGGAGCAAGAAUCUCUCGAUAACAUCAAACAGUACUACGUCAAGUUCCGCAACCAGGACGAGAAAUUGUGUGAUUACCGUCGGACAAGCGAUCAUUUUCUGUCAUAUGAUGUAUAGGACAGUUGCAAACUCCAAGUAAACUUAUUUUCAGAACUGUUAAUCCAUCGAAACAGGUACGCAAAACGGCCGGUUGGUUGACCGGCAGGAUGUCCCAGGAUGGUCACUCGGUAGCGGUACUGUCCGGUGAUCUAACGGUGGAGCAACGGUUGGACGCCCUUGAUCGAUUCCGAACCAGACUAGAGAAGGUACAGAUUAUAACGAACGUUUUGUCCAGGGGUAUCGACGUCGAACAGGUGACCAUUGUCGUCAACUUCGACUUGCCGAUGGAUCAGCAGGGACGAGCCGAUUGCGAAACGUAUCUACAUCGAAUUAGACGCACCGGUAGAUUCGAACGGAAUCACCAUCAACCUAGUGGGCAGUGAUCGAUGCAUGAUGAUUUGCAGAUCAAUUGAAAAACACUUCCGGAAAAAGAUUCAGUUGCACCGUAAAGUGUUUUCGACCAGCUACUAGUGAAAGGCGUAGGAGCUUUUUUGGGUGUUUUGAUUCUGAAUUUAUAAUUUUAUUAUUUUUUUUUUUUAAUUUUUUUUUUCUUCCUUGACCUGACAUAAGGUAUACAAAUGUAACUAACAGGGUAUCGUAAGCUAAUAAAUUUACAAUUACAAUUACAAUUUAGCUCUACCCAGUUCUAUCCAAACAUUUGAAAAGGGCCUAACUGCAAAAUGUAACAAAUGGAAAUUUCAUGUUUUCCAUUAACAAAUAUCUACCCGAGCACGUACAUAACGCAACAUUUGAUUAUGAAGAAUUUUGAUAGCGAUUUUUCAACAAUUUAUAAAAGGGCAUUUGUUAGAAAUAGGAUGUAAUUCAAGGAUUGUAUAGCGCAUGUUUAAUGGUUAUAACUUUCAGUUAAAUGGACUUUUAAGAACCCGACUUUGUUUUUUAUUUUAUUUUGUCGUUGAACGGCCAGUAGAGAAAGCGGUGGAAAAAUUAUCCGAAAGACUAACCUUGAAGCAGAAGAUAAAAAAUAUUUUGCUCAUUAUCCUGUGAAUCAAAAUUCCAAGAAGACAAAACAUAGCUAUAAAACACAAUAAGAUAUCUUAACUGAUAUAUGCUUUGAAGCGAUUCAAGGCGAAAGCGACUGGGUUUGAAUUUAGUAUAUUUUUACAUUUAUUUAUUCCUUCAUUAUUUACUUAUAUCAAGCAAACUUAUUGAAAAGGUCCUAUGUGCAAAUGAGAGCCUCUCUUUGUUUACUUUCUCUUCCGCUAAUAACUCGGUCGCAUUUGCGUUUGCUGCUUAACUCUUUGCAUAAUAUGCUAGUCAAAACCAUGCUCUUCCAAUAUGUAUUGGAUCAUUAUUGGAAAGAUUAAUGGUAAUGCCGUGAUAAUCGGAAGAGAAAGUAAACAAAGAGAGGCUCUCUUUUGCACAUAGGUCCAUUUCAAAAAGUACGCGAGAUAUGUUCAUUUAUUUCUGGGGAAAAUUUUCAUUAGGUCGUAUCGUAAGUAACAAUGUUAUUCUUUUUAUUUACUUUUUACUCUGUAAUAAACCAAGCCGCUUAAACAUU